AUGAAGGCGGCUUCCAAGCCGAAAUUCCAGCCUGUUGCUGGAAGAACGACGCUCUCUGGCAGGAUCACGAAACAAGAUCGAUACGCGUCCCAGAAGAGCCACUCAUUCCUCAGCGCCCUCACCUUCCGACCGAAGCAAGAUUCCCCCGUCGUCCAGACCCAGAUUGCAAACCAAGCCAACGAGUGUCCAUCCCAGAAUGCGGACUCACCCAACAACACCCUCCCCUCCCCUGUGAAGCAAGUUUCUCCCAUCGUCGACCUCUCGGUUGCGAUGCAAGCCAUCAAUCUACUCUCUGAGACAAAAAAGAAGUACCCUUUCAAGCUCCGUAAAGCUAUUCCUAAGGCUGGUUUUCGAUUCCCAGGCGAGACCAAAGGAAAGCGGUCGAUUCUGGGCAGAUGGGAGAAUGAAAACAAGGUUGCCUGGGCUUUGUGCGCUGAUAUGAACCACAUUGACGAUAUGGAAAACAUCGACAAGAACGUUGUGCAGAAAGUCGUCAGCCCAGUCUUCUACAAGGCGGCCGAGAUGAUUGAGAAUGGAUACCUGUGGGGCCUAACCAGACGUGAGGACAUCACACGGGGAGAAGGCCGUCGCAUCUGGAAGCGCUUCUUGGCGAAGCUGUGGGUUGAAAGCCCUAUGAAGUGGCCGCAGAGGCUCACCCAGAAACAGUUCUCACAGUUUGUUUCUUCUCUGGCAGAGGCCCAUUGGGCAUGGAUUCUCCAGCCCAGGACAGAUGGACGGGAGCAUGGUCUGCUGGCUAAGCAAAUCUCCUUGUUCUUGCAGGCGGCGGACGAGGCUGACUUCCCUUGGGCGAAUGGAGGAGACGUCUUCCUUGCUGAUGAGGAGGACAAUGAGGAGCUGGAUCAUGAGGAGCAGGACUGUGAUGAGCAGGACUAUGACGAGCAGGAUUAUGAGGCACACGAUCAGGAGGAGUAA
Diaporthe amygdali is the source of this 933-nucleotide messenger RNA. RefSeq lists its product as uncharacterized. The record is from RefSeq and is a predicted model, not a curated record. Lineage: Eukaryota; Fungi; Ascomycota; Sordariomycetes; Diaporthales; Diaporthaceae. The transcript has a single exon. The coding region runs from base 1 to 933 and encodes 310 amino acids.